Periophthalmus magnuspinnatus is the source of this 1902-nucleotide messenger RNA. It is a transcript of the gene tfb2m, whose product is annotated as transcription factor B2, mitochondrial. Gene Ontology annotation, molecular function: rRNA (adenine-N6,N6-)-dimethyltransferase activity; mitochondrial transcription factor activity. Bases 215 to 1561 code for a protein of 448 amino acids. Gene Ontology annotation, cellular component: mitochondrial matrix. The transcript is spliced from 10 exons. Lineage: Eukaryota; Metazoa; Chordata; Actinopteri; Gobiiformes; Gobiidae. Gene Ontology annotation, biological process: rRNA methylation; transcription initiation at mitochondrial promoter. The record is from RefSeq and is a predicted model, not a curated record.
AAUUACAUGCGCCAGUGUACCACGAGAGGUUUAUGAAAACAAACUGCGAAGGGUCAACAUGCUUGUUCCUCAAUGUCAAUUGAUUUUAAUACAGAUCAGUCAACGACAGUUCGGAUUUAAUUUAUUGCUCUCGCUAGCGGUGAAUUGAUAAGAUAUUUACUAUUCCGCCUUCCGAAGACGCUUACUCUUCAUGUUUUGACCACUGGGCAUCACCAUGUCUACUCAGAUUUGCAGAGCAGUGGAACUAUUAAUGAGAUCAGCAUGCUGCCACACCAUCAGAAGUAAAUCUUCUUUGCACGGACAAGUAUUGGGCCAUAUUAGACCUCGUGGUCACAGUGGUCUGGUUCUUACAGCAGUUCACAGACGAGCCUACAGUUUGGACAGACUGUCCUCUCAGUCAACCAAAGGUCAAACCUCACAACAGUCUCGCACUGAGAGGUUGUCUCCAUCCUCAGCACUAACACAAAGAAAUCUGUCUGCAGCAGCUGUACAAUCCCGUCCCUUAUGCCAGUACGACUUCCUAGACAUCGGGGAGAUAGAAGAAAACAUUCGCCGUGCUCGGACAUGCAAAAAAAUGAGACAUUUCAUUGUCAACCCAGAUCUUGCCAAUCUUGUGACGCAACAUCUUGGACCUGACUUAGAAGAUUCUAAAACAGUUUUGUUCGAAUGUAACCCAGGGCCUGGUGUGCUCACAAGAACACUGCUGAAGGCUGGAGCCCAAAGAGUAGUAGCUCUUGAAGGAGACAAGGCUUUUUUAUAUGAUUUACAGGAUUUAGAAGGUCAUCUUGAUGGUCAGCUGGAAGUGGUUUAUUGUGACUAUUUUAAACUUGACCCUCUUGGCACUGGACACCUUAAACCUCCUGUUAUGUUAACUGAGAAACUUUUUGCUGAUCUUGGAAUAUCAGAGGCUAAUUGGACUGAUGAUGUCCCAGUGAAGGUGGUUGGCAUCCUUCCCCAGCGAAAUGAACGUGGUAUGUUGUUGAAGAUGGUUUAUGCGUUGUUUGAACGACUGUCAGUUUACAGAUAUGGAAGAAUUGAACUCAACCUCUUCAUAAGCGAGAAAGAAUAUCAAAAACUGAUUGCAUGCCCAGGUAACAUGAUGAACUAUAGAGCUUUUGGUGUCCUGUGGCAGAUGGCAUGUGAUAUUCAACUACUGCAUAAGGAGCCAUGGGAAUCAUUUGUGGUGUCUUCAAGACAAAGUGCUCCAGUCUCCCGAGGCAAACUUGCUAAUGACCAUCUGUGUCUUGUGCGAUUGCGUCCUCGGGCAGACUUGUUCUCCUCAGGUCUGACUCCCUCUAAUGCUUCCACUCUGCUCAUGAUGGUCAAACAAUGUCUGGCAAAAAGAAAGGUCAAACUUAUCGACAGGCUCAAUCUCUGGUCUCCAGACAGUGGAAGUAAACUCUUAUCAGAGUUGGGUUUGCCUGAGGACAUUCUGACUGGUCAUGUAUAUCCUGAGGAGUAUCUUCGACUGUUUCAAUUAAUGGACAAGAGCCAGGAGUUCACACAGAGUUGGCUCUAUGAAGAAUAUCUGGAGAAUACACAAAGAGAGGGAUGGGGCUGAUAAUAAAUGUACUUUAUAUAUUCUACUAACAUUAUAAUAAUGAGAAUUGACAAAAACAAAGGAGGAAGAGUAAUAUAUCGUCAAAAGAACAGUAGUUUCACCAUUUAAUUGAAUGGAUUGUUACUGUACAUGUAUAAAAUAUUCUCCAGUCUAACAUAAUAAGGUGACACUGUUAAUAAAUAAUAAUGAAUAAAAUUCAGUCAUAACUAUCUUGCAUAAAUGUGUUUCCCAAACAAUAAUUAUUUAUGCAACAUUAUCAUUAAGCGCUCAGUAAUAUCUUAGGCCUUCUGCUUUGUAUUCUUUUUUUAAUAAAACUAUUUUGAAUACUUACAGACUUAUUU